AUGAGAAGGCUUCAUUAUAGCCUACUGCCUCAGGAGGGCCCCAGAGUUCAUUGGUUAAGGCCACUCCCCGAGCAUUCUGACAGGAAGACAACUCCUGGUUUUAUAAGCAAAAGUGAAAGCAACAGCUCAGAUCGCUUUAGCAGCCCACUGGAGAAGACUUUUUCUACUUCUCUGGGAGAAGUCCUGCUACCUCACCACUGUUCAAAGAUGGGAUCUAGCUCAAGUAAACCUGCCAGUACAAUCCCUGGUGACAGUGUGAAUUAUAAGCCUGAUAAUGCCCUGAGGAUUGUCCUGGUUGGGAGAACUGGAAGUGGGAAAAGUGCAACAGGGAAUACCAUCCUCGGGGAAAGGCACUUUGUAUCUGCAAUUUCACCGUCUUCAGUGACCCAACUAUGUGAAAGGAGAAUCAAGAAACGGGAGUCCAAGGAAGACCUUGUGGUUGUGGAUACACCUGGGCUGUUUGACACAAAGGAAAGCCUGUGGACCACCUGUGAGGAGAUCAGUCGCUGUGUUAUCCUUUCUUCCCCAGGGCCACAUGCCAUCAUUCUGGUUCUGAAGGUAGGGCGCUACACAGAUGAAGAGCUGCAAACUGUCUGCCGGAUCAAGGGGCUCUUUGGGCCCGAUGUCACAAAGUACAUGGUCAUCUUGUUUACUCGAAAAGACGAUCUGUAUGAUGUGACGCUGGACAAGUUUUUGGAAUGCUCUAACACGAAUCUCAAAAUGCUCCUUAACGAGUGUAAAGGGAGAUCCUGUGCAUUCAAUAACAGGGCCACAGGCACUGAAAAAGAAGCCCAAGUGGCAGAGCUGCUGAAUAUAGUCGAAAAAAUGAGACAAGAUAAUAAUGGGGCAUAUUUUUCACAUGACAUUUAUAAGAAAACUGAAGAAAAACUGAAUAAAACAACAGAACACCUGGAGACAAUGUACACUCAGCUUUUCGAUAAUGACAUGUGUGAUGUGGAAGAAGAAUAUGCUAAGAAAAAAAACUCCACUGAUGAGGACAAAACCAAAAAAGAGUCUAGAAUAAGAGAGGUAAUUCAAAAAUAUGAGGAAAGUAUGAAAAACAUCAGAGCAAAGGCAGAGCAAGAGACAAAUAUGCUGAGAGAUGUGACAAAACUAAUUAGAGACUCUUAUUAAUAUUUCAAAUUGGUUCCAAAAGCUCAGGCAGGAUCUUUAAAGAAAAUGAAUAUACUUUCUUUGUUCAUAGCUGUCCCUAAUCUCAUGCAAACUGUAUCUAUAUAUAGAAUUCCCUUCUCUUCAUAUCACUCAAAGAGAAGAGUUUUUUCAAGCCAUGAUACACUAGAUGCAGAAAGAUGGAGCUCUAUCCAGUGCUGUGCCACAUUAUAGCUCCCAGAUGCAACUCCCCUCUUCUUUUAUCUGAGCCUUUACUAGCCACGUUUCUAGAGACCUGGUCCCCAAGUGCAAAGUCUGGUGGUUAACCACCUCAAAUCCUCCAUGUAAGUGGAUAGGUAAUAAAUCACAACUAGAUGGAAAUGUUUAAGUCAAUAAAAGAGAGUCAGAGGCUCUCUGGGCAUGGCAGCAAAGUCUGAGGUCUGAGAAGGACCAGAAAUUAGUGGAUGAUAUUCUCAUUUAUUUCCUGGGUUUUAUGCUUAUUUCAUCAAAUUGUUUCAAAGCUUCUUUAUUCCUGACUCUCUAGACUCUUACUCUUUUUCCCAGAGUCUAUAGAAGUCUUCCUUGUCUGUGAUUAAUUCUUUGUCUCCUUUGUAUAUUUUAAAAUAAUUUUUUCCUGCUUCCUAAACACCCAGUCCCACUUUUCACUUUCAUCAUGUCUACUGCUUUGCCCCAUGUGGAAUGUAAGCUCCUGGGAAGUAUGGAUUGUUUGCUUCAUUGUACUUGUAUCUCCAGUGCCAGCAGUAUCUGGCGUGUGCUUUGGUUGUUGUUUAGUCAUUUUCAAUUGUGCCCAACUCUUUGUGAGCCCAUUUGAGGUUUUAG
This is a messenger RNA of Trichosurus vulpecula (common brushtail), 1950 nucleotides long. Its product is annotated as GTPase IMAP family member 7-like. The record is from RefSeq and is a predicted model, not a curated record. Gene Ontology annotation, molecular function: GTP binding. The coding region runs from base 1 to 1134 and encodes 377 amino acids. NCBI's taxonomy places the organism in Eukaryota, Metazoa, Chordata, Mammalia, Diprotodontia, Phalangeridae. The transcript is spliced from 3 exons.